Messenger RNA from Armigeres subalbatus, 1062 nucleotides. RefSeq lists its product as uncharacterized. Gene Ontology annotation, molecular function: nucleic acid binding. The transcript has a single exon. NCBI's taxonomy places the organism in Eukaryota, Metazoa, Arthropoda, Insecta, Diptera, Culicidae. The record is from RefSeq and is a predicted model, not a curated record. Gene Ontology annotation, biological process: DNA integration. Bases 1 to 1062 code for a protein of 353 amino acids.
AUGAAGCAGCGAUUACGUGCUAAGGUAUGGUGGCCGAAACUGGACACUCAAGUCGAGAAAUAUGUCAAGGGCUGCCGUGGAUGUACAUUAGUAGCAGCGCCAGCAGCACCAGAACCUAUGAAGCGGAAAGAGUUACCAUCGCAACCGUGGCAACAUGUUGCUAUCGAUUUUCUCGGGCCGCUCCCAUCUGGACAUUACCUGUUCGUUGUGGUCGACUACUUCAGUCGAUACAUCGAAGUCGAAAUAAUGAAGAAAAUAGACUCGACUGAAACAAUCAAUCGGUUGUCAACGAUUUUCGCUCGAUUUGGACUGCCGGUUACUAUUACCGCGGAUAAUGGUCCACAGUUCGCCAGCCAGGAGUUUCAAGACUAUUGCGAAACCAGUAAUAUCAAGUUGAUCAACACUACUCCCUAUUGGCCGCAACAAAACGGUGAGGUGGAGCGGCAAAAUAGGUCGAUAUUGAAGAGACUCUCUAUCAGUCAGGCCACGAACACAGAUUGGAUAAGCGAACUUAAUAAAUAUUUGCUCAUGUACAGAUCCUCCCCACACUCUACGACUGGAAAAACUCCAUCUGAGAUGCUGUUUGGAUACAAUAUUCGCGAUAAGAUUCCCUCUAUCAACCAGCCCAAAGAAAUCGACGAAGAAACGGCCGAUAGAGACAAAGAAAAAAAGGAGAAAGGAAAACUAUAUGCUGAUGAACGACGCAAUGCCAGACCGAAUUCUAUCACAGAAGGCGACAAGGUACUUGUCAAACGGAUGACAAAACACAACAAAUUAGCUACGACGUUCGAGCCAGCGGUCUAUGAUGUCAUAAAAAGGAGAGGCGGAGAUGUAGAAGUGGCUUCAGAAGAAAAGGGUGCAACAUAUCGUCGACAUGUUUCUCAUUUGCAACGGAUUGGUGGUAGAGACGAGUCGUCAAGCACGUGUGCCAACCCUGGAACCAUCGCAUCGGAUCCACAAGGGAGCGGUACCACAAAACGACGUGCGGGCGAUUUAUCAGAAUCGGAAUCCAGAUCGAAACGAGCGACGCGACAACCAACAUAUUUGCGAGAUUACAUAUAA